Suillus subaureus is the source of this 900-nucleotide messenger RNA. RefSeq lists its product as uncharacterized. The transcript has 5 exons. The annotation marks the transcript as partial. Lineage: Eukaryota; Fungi; Basidiomycota; Agaricomycetes; Boletales; Suillaceae. The record is from RefSeq and is a predicted model, not a curated record.
AACCAUUGCAUGUCACUUGCUGAUAUUGAACUUGUUGAUCUGUUUGGUCGCUGGAGAACACCAUUGCAAUCACAACCAUCCCACAUAUAUCCAAAUGAAACACUAAUUUUCUAUGGCUAUCUCAGUUGUUCCCCACUGUAUCCGAUGGUCACUAUCUCAUUGCACACACUCACUGCAUACCACCAAUUGCAUCGGACAUGUCCUUGGUUUAGCAUCCAAGCACAAUGUAAAACAUUGUGCCAUCUACACAAUAUUCCUUAUCACGCUUAUCUCAACACUCAAUUCUCUGCAGCAUAUGAUGUGUAUCUCGAGAUACUACAUCACGUGAAGACUCGCCUCAAUGAUGCUCUUGGCCAAAAUACUCCCAACUGGUGGCUUCUCAAUUCAUGUCUGUGUUGUGUCUACAAACUUGAAGGCGAGCCUCCCCUUCCUUUUGAUUGGCUGGUGACUGUAGAUGGAAAUAACAGCCUCAAACAUUGGGCGUCAUCGACAUAUGGCCUGCAACCACAAGAGGAUUCACAGCAGCCUUGUUCAGAUUAUUGGGUUGACCAGGUGGCUGUCAACAAAUUCCAGAAUGAAGUUCGAACACACAUGAUACGUCAAUCUAUCUUUGUAUAUGACUGGGAAGAUGUUGGGUCUGAAACGCAAGGAUCAGAAUUCAGAUGCACUGAGAGAUGGCAAAAUGCGGGCCCUGAGCAACAUAAAAAAAUGUUUGCUGUUUUUGAUGAGUCAGGGAUUUUCAUUGCAGCAUGUUGGCACCAUUUUGUGCUUCUUGCCUGUGAUAUGGUUCGAAGCGGAGAACUGGCAAAAUACCCAUUGGCUCUUCUUGAUCAUUUGAUGUCCAUCUUAGGUGAAAAUGGAGGUUGUGCUUAUGAUAUUGGGUGUGCUUUUGCCAAGACU